UCGAGUUCAAGCUGUGCUCCGAGCUCCAGGCCCAUGGGUCCCGGCACAGCGCUCCAGCAGGCAACAUGGCUGUCCUUGGAGUGCAGCUGGUGGUGACGUUGCUCACUGCCACCCUCAUGCAUAGGCUUGCACCACACUGCUCCUUCGCGCGCUGGCUGCUCUGCAAUGGCAGUCUCUUCCGAUACAAGCACCCUUCCGAGGAAGAGCUUCGGGCCCUGGCGGGGAAGCAGAGGCCCAGAGGCAGGAAGGAGCGGUGGGCCAAUGGCUAUAGUGAGGAGAAGCCGUUAUCCGUGCCCCGAGACACCCCUUUCCAGCUGGAGACCUGUCCCCUCACAGCCGUUGAUGCCCUCGUCCUGCGCUUCUUCCUGGAGUACCAGUGGUUUGUGGACUUCGCGGUGUACUCGGGUGGCGUGUACCUCUUCACAGAGGCCUACUACUAUGUGCUGGGCCCUGCCAAGGAGACCAACAUCGCUGUGUUCUGGUGCCUGCUCACCAUCGCCUUCUCUAUCAAGGUGUUCCUGACCGUGACCCGGCUGUACUUCAGUGCAGAGGAGGGGGGCGAGCGCUCAGUCUGCCUCACCUUCGCCUUCCUCUUCCUCCUCCUGGCCAUGCUGGUGCAGGUGGUGCCGGAGGAGACCCUUGAGCUGGGCCUGGAGCCAGGCCUGGCCAGUAUGACCCAGAAUUUGGAGCCACUUCUGAAGACACAGGGCUGGGACUGGGCUCUUCCUCUGGUCAAGCUGGCCAUCCGCGUGGGGCUGGCGGCAGUGGGCUCCAUGCUGGGUGCCUUCCUCACCUUCCCAGGCCUGCGGCUGGCCCAGACCCACCAUGAUGCACUGACCAUGUCGGAAGACCGGCCCAUGCUGCAGUUCCUUCUGCACACCAGCUUCCUGUCCCCCCUGUUUGUCCUGUGGCUCUGGACCAAGCCCAUGGCGCGGGACUUCCUGCACCAGGCUCCCUUUGGGAGCACGUCCUUUUCUCUGCUGUCCGACUCGGCCUUCGACUCGCUGCGUCUCUGGAUGCUGGUGGCACUGUGCCUGCUGCGGCUGGCGGUGACCCGGCCCCACCUGCAGGCCUACCUGUGCCUGGCCAAGGCUCGAGUGGAGCAGCUGCGGCGGGAGGCCGGCCGCAUCGAGGCCCGAGAGAUCCAACGGCGGGUGGUGCGGGUGUACUGCUACGUGACAGUCGUGAGCCUGCAGUACCUGAGUCCGCUCAUCCUCACACUCAACUGCACGCUGCUGCUCAAGACGCUGGGCGGCUACUCCUGGGGCCUGGGCCCCGUCCCCCCGCUGUCCCCCACCCCGUCCUCAGCCCGCGAUGGCCCGGUCGGCCCCGAGGAGGAUGAGGCCCAGCAGAUCGUGGCCCUGAUCGCCGGGGUCCUGGGCAGCUUGCUCACGCCACUCUUCCUCCGCGGCGUCCUCGCCUUCCUCAUCUGGUGGAUCGCCACCUGCCAACUGCUCUCCAGCCUCUUCGGCCUGUACUUCCACCAGCAUCUGGCGGGCUCCUAGCCCGCCUGCAGACACUCCUGCGGCCCCAAGGUCUGGUCCUGGUCCAGCGGGGCGCGGGCCACCCCCUCUGUGUCCCCAGGUGCAAGGUGGUCCUGGGAGUCCCAGAUGCGUCCGCUGUGCCAGUCCCCUUCACUGCAUGCCUGAGCCGUGGCCACGCCUUGGACCCUGAGCUUCUGUCUAGAAACUGAUUCCCCAGGCCCAGAGGCAGAGGGUCCCACGGCCAGCCAUUGUUCCCAGAUUGCACGUGCCCAGUUUGACUGCAGUGGCGGUGGGCAUGGGGGUGGGAGGGGGCACUAUUCUGAACAAAUAAAGGAGCAAGCCACUUUUUUUUUUUAAUUAAUUCAAUUAAUUUAUUUUUGGCUGCUUUGGUUCUUUGUUACUGCGUGCGGGCUUUCUCUAGUUGCGGCGAGUGGGGGCUACUCUUUGUUGUGGUGUGUGGGAUUCUCAUUGCAGUGGCUUCCCUUGUUGCGGAGCACGGGCUCUAGGCGUGUGGGCUUCAGUAGUUGUGGCGCGUGGGCUCAGUAGUUGUGGCUUGCGGGCUCUAGAGCGCAGGCUCAGUAGUUGUGGCACACGGACU
Molecule: messenger RNA, 2082 nt
Organism: Balaenoptera ricei (Rice's whale)
Lineage: Eukaryota; Metazoa; Chordata; Mammalia; Artiodactyla; Balaenopteridae
Gene: TMEM161A
Product: transmembrane protein 161A
Exons: 12
Coding region: 66-1505 (479 amino acids)
Source: RefSeq, a predicted model, not a curated record